CGCAACCGCCCGAGCCCGGCCGGUCCCAUCAUCGACGCCAGUGUGCAUUAUUACGCCCCGCCAUCAGCCGGCCGGCAACUCGACAGGGAAAAGGAAGACGCACCGCUAGAGCUGAGAUGUCCUUCUUCUUCCGCAUGGCGUCGCGGCUGCGGCCGUCGACGCCGGAGGAGGUGGUGCGCUCCAUCAAGGACUCCUUCCUCGCGCUCCACACGCGCACCCACGCCAAGGCUCUGGAAGAGGUCGAGAAAAAUAUGUCAUCCUUGAGAUUGUUGAUCUUUGGUGAUGGAGAAGUCGAACCAAAUGAAGAGCAGGUCCUGCAAAUAACCCUUGAGAUUUGCAAGGAGGACGUCAUUUCCCUGAUCGUCCAGGAUCUGCCUUCCUUGGGCUGGGGAGUAAGAAAAGAUCUGGCUAUCUGCUGGUGCAUCUUGCUUAGGCAGAAGGUCGAUGAAACUUAUUGCUGUGUGCAGUAUCUUGAAAAUCAUCUGGAGCUUUUAGAUUUCCUUGUUGGUUGCUACAAGAACUUGGAUAUUGCAUUGAACUGUGGAAAUAUGUUAAGAGAAUGCAUAAAGUACCCUACACUUGCAAAAUACAUAUUGGAAUCUGGUAGCUUUGAGCUGUUCUUUGAGUAUGUUGAGCUUCCAAACUUUGAUAUUGCUUCAGAUGCUCUGAACACCUUCAAGGAUCUGCUUACCAAGCACGAAGUUGUAGUCGCAGAGUUCUUGAGUUCCCACUACGAGCAGUUUUUUGAACUCUACUCAAGGCUCUUGUCAUCAACUAAUUAUGUAACAAGAAGGCAGGCAAUCAAGUUCCUUUCAGAGUUCCUGCUAGAGACUCAUAACUCUCAAAUAAUGAAGAGAUACAUUGUGGAAGUUCGUUUUUUAAAUAUUAUGAUCAAUCUACUAAAGGUUAUUGUGCAUGCAUCAUCACAGGUGAAAAUCUUUUGGGAUUCAAGCAAAAAUAUCAGAAUAUGUGCCUUCCAUGUUUUUAAGGUAUUUGUUGCCAAUCCGAACAAGCCUCGAUGUAUCGUUGUAGCUUUGCUAGACAAUCGUAGAGAAGUUCUGAAGCUACUCCACAAUCUUCCUUCAAGUAAAGGCGACGAUGAACUCGAUGAGGAGAAAGACCUAAUCAUUCAGGAAAUCCAGAAGUUGGCAUAACACAAAAGCAUCAAGUUAUCGUUUAGCAAUGCAAGACUCUCCUUAUAGAGGACAUAUUGCCAAGGCCAGAACCAUGUAUAUCACAUUGCACAUGUAGCCUUCAAGAGUUGUAUUUUUGGAGGUUUUUUCUUUUCUUUUGGUCUCAGAAAACCAUAGCAAAGUAUUCUCUUUUUGAAGGAAUUAUAUACAUGAUUUUGGUGACCAAGGACCGUUGGAUUAAUUGAGCUAGACCCAUAACUAAUCUAGCAAUGAAUUAAAGAAUUCUAAGGACCAUGUUGAAAAUAGCAAA
Molecule: messenger RNA, 1443 nt
Organism: Zea mays
Lineage: Eukaryota; Viridiplantae; Streptophyta; Magnoliopsida; Poales; Poaceae
Product: protein Mo25
Exons: 12
Coding region: 117-1154 (345 amino acids)
Biological process (GO): intracellular signal transduction
Molecular function (GO): protein serine/threonine kinase activator activity
Source: RefSeq, a predicted model, not a curated record